Aspergillus puulaauensis is the source of this 528-nucleotide messenger RNA. RefSeq names its product histone H3 family protein (gene CSE4). Gene Ontology annotation, molecular function: protein heterodimerization activity; DNA binding; structural constituent of chromatin. NCBI's taxonomy places the organism in Eukaryota, Fungi, Ascomycota, Eurotiomycetes, Eurotiales, Aspergillaceae. The transcript is spliced from 2 exons. The coding region runs from base 1 to 528 and encodes 175 amino acids. The record is from RefSeq and is a predicted model, not a curated record. Gene Ontology annotation, cellular component: nucleosome.
AUGCCUCCGAAAGGACGGAAGCCAGCCUCGGCCACCGCCGGGCCCUCAAAAACAACAACAACAGCAACAACCGCAGGCCCCUCCAAAUCUGCCGGAGUGAAAAAAGCUGCCAAGGGAGGCAAGGGAGCCACGGGGGGGAAGCGACCACCAAGGACAUCAGACGCUCAAUCAGAUGUUCAGCCCGGAGACCCAACCCCCAAAGGCCGCCGGCGCCGGUACAAGCCCGGUACCGUCGCCCUUAAGGAAAUCCGCAAGUACCAACGCUCAUACGAUCUUCUCCUCCUAAAACUCCCCUUUGCACGAUUAGUGCGCGAGGUCGCAUUGGACCUCCUCCCCGCAGAAGUCGGCGCAGAGCUGCGGUGGCAGUCGCAUGCAAUCCUUGCGCUCCAAGAGGCCGCCGAGGCCUUCCUAGUACACUUGUUCGAGGACACGAAUCUAUGCGCUAUUCAUGCGAGACGGGUUACGAUCAUGCAGAAGGAUAUCCAGCUUGCGCGUAGAAUUCGCGGGGCGUGGGGUGGUCUGGGCUGA